This is a messenger RNA of Perca fluviatilis (European perch), 3224 nucleotides long. RefSeq names its product DNA (cytosine-5)-methyltransferase 3A-like. Gene Ontology annotation, molecular function: methyltransferase activity. Gene Ontology annotation, biological process: negative regulation of DNA-templated transcription. Lineage: Eukaryota; Metazoa; Chordata; Actinopteri; Perciformes; Percidae. The record is from RefSeq and is a predicted model, not a curated record. Gene Ontology annotation, cellular component: nucleus; cytoplasm.
GGCCCCUGCAGUGAGAGCGGUACAACUGCAAGAGAGCUGGCCGGCUGGGGAGGUGGAGGACGGGGAGAGAAGAGGAAGGAGGCUCCGGGAGCAAGCGAGACAAAAAGGGUCAGGCCUGGGACUGGGAAAAUCGGGAGAGCGGAAAGAAGAAGGAUCAUCUCUUUUUUUGUACCUUUGAGUUUAUUUUCACCUCAUCUACAUCGCCCCCGUUAUUAGAUAUCACCCAUAGACUCUCGAUGAUGCCGUCCAACACUGUCACCAACACCACUGCAUUUAAAGGCUCAGGCUACACUGAUUCACCUGGAAACAGAAUGGGUGAAAGCACACUACUGGACAUGGACCUGAUGACAGAGGAGAAGUCGGCUAAAAGUAGUGCCUCUUGUAAAGUUGGCAAGCCUGGAAGAAAGCGCAAGCAGUUUCCAGUCGAUAGCUGUGGCUCUCUCAAAGCCAGUGUGGGCGUGGGCAACAUCUACACUGGGGUGGGUAGGCCGUCCAUGGCCCAGGUCCACAAUGGUGACGUGGGCGGGCACAGAGACAGGACGUCUGACGCCUGCUUCCCAAAACAGGAGAAGAGGGAAGUGGAGAACGGGAUCCCCAGAGAUCCUUCCUCUUGCCGGGCAGAGGACAGCUCCCAGGGUCAGAGCCUGAGCCCGUCCCCAGAGAACGGAUUCCUGCCUAGCCGGGAAGACCAGGACUCGGAGAAAGACAAGGACGACAGCCUGACAACGCCGCACAAGAAACGAGGGAGGCGGAAACUGGAGCGCCCAACGAAAUAUGUGGAGCAAAAGGAGGAGGACGGGCGUGAUGCAGUCAAGACCGAGGGAGGUCGAGGCAGGAGGGGAGUUGGUUGGGAGAUCAGCCUUCGUCAGAGGCCCAUGCCCAGAAUAACCUUCCAGGCUGGUGACCCUUAUUACAUUAGCAAGCGGACCAGAGAGGAGUGGCUGGCCAAGUGGAAGAUGGAGGCAGAGAAAAAGUCCAAACUGAUGUCAGCGAUGAAUGCGAUGAAAGAUCAUGAGGAGAAUGAAACAGAGACCCAGAAAGAAGAGGUCUCAAUAAUUAAGCACCCAUCGCCUUCAAAGCAGCAGCAGCAGCAGCAGCAGCCUCAGUCGCACACUCAGUCACAGCCUCAGUAUCAACAGCAAUCACAGCGGUCGCUGCCACAACAACAUCAGCAGCCACCUCAGCAGCAGCAGCAGCAGCAGCAGCAGCAGCAGCAGCAGCAGCAGCAGCAGCAGCCUACUGACCCCGCUUCCCCCACUGUGGCCACAACCCCUGAGCCCAUCACCAUCGGAGGUGGAGACAAGACGUCCCCCAAGCCUGCAGACACUGAGCCAGAGUAUGAGGACGGUCGUGGUUUUGGCAUUGGCGAGCUGGUUUGGGGGAAGCUUCGAGGGUUCUCGUGGUGGCCAGGCCGCAUUGUAUCCUGGUGGAUGACGGGACGGAGCAGAGCAGCUGAGGGAACCAGAUGGGUUAUGUGGUUUGGAGAUGGAAAAUUCUCAGUGGUCUGUGUAGAAAAACUCAUGCCUUUAAGUUCCUUCAAUAAUGCCUUUCACCAACCAACUUACAACAAGCAGCCCAUGUACAAGAAAGCCAUCUAUGAGGUGCUACAGGCGGCUAGCAGCCGGGCAGGCAAAGCCUUCAUGGCCUGCCCCGACAGUGAUGAGACAGAAACCUCCAAAUCAGUGGAAAUGCUGAACAAGCAGAUGAUUGACUGGGCUAUGACAGGAUUUCAGCCCACUGGACCCAAGGCUUUAGAGCCACCAGAAGAGGAGCGUAACCCAUACAAAGAGGUUUACCCUGAGAUGUGGGUGGAGCCUGAAGCAGCAGCCUAUACGCCUCCUCCAGCCAAAAAGCCUCGCAAAAGCACAGCAGAGAAACCCAAGGUCAAGGACAUCAUUGAUGAGAGGACACGAGAGCGGCUUGUUAAUGAAGUAAGACAAAAGUGCCGCAGCAUAGAGGACAUCUGUAUCUCCUGUGGAAGUCUGAAUGUUAGCAUUGAGCACCCACUGUUUGCUGGAGGAAUGUGUCAGAGCUGUAAGAACUGCUUCCUAGAAUGUGCGUAUCAAUAUGACGACGAUGGUUACCAGUCAUACUGCACUAUCUGCUGCGGAGGAAGAGAGGUGCUCAUGUGCGGAAACAACAACUGCUGUCGGUGUUUCUGUGUGGAGUGCGUCGACCUCCUCGUUGGUCAAGGAGCGGCCCACGCAGCCAUCAAAGAGGACCCGUGGAACUGCUAUAUGUGUGGUCAGAAGGGUGUGUUUGGUCUACUGGGGCGUCGCACUGACUGGCCCAGCCGUCUCCAGCACUUCUUUGCAAAUAAUCACGAACAAGAUUUUGAUGCACCAACGCUUUACCCCCCAGUCAUGGUGGAGAAGAGGAAGCCCAUUCGUGUCCUGUCGCUAUUUGACGGCAUAGCUACAGGGCUUUUGGUGCUGAAAGAACUUGGCAUCCAAGUGGAUCGCUAUGUAGCUUCUGAAGUGUGCGAAGACUCCAUCACUGUGGGUAUCGUCCGGCAUCAGGGUCGCAUCAUGUAUGUUGGUGAUGUGAGGAAUGUCACACGCAAACAUAUACAAGAGUGGGGUCCUUUUGACCUAGUUAUUGGUGGAAGCCCAUGCAAUGACCUCUCUAUAGUCAAUCCUGCAAGGAAAGGUCUUUAUGAGGGCACCGGCCGCCUGUUCUUUGAGUUUUACAGGCUGCUCCAUGAGGCUCGACCGAAGAACGGGGAAAACCGACCUUUCUUCUGGCUCUUUGAAAAUGUGGUUGCCAUGGGUGUCAGCGAUAAGAGGGACAUAUCUCGCUUUUUAGAGUGCAACCCAGUGAUGAUCGAUGCCAAGGAAGUGUCUGCUGCCCACCGCGCCCGCUACUUCUGGGGUAACCUUCCUGGCAUGAACAGGCCUUUGAGUGCUAUGUAUAAUGACAGGGUGGACCUCCAGGACUGUUUAGAACACGGCAGAACAGCUAAGUUUGACAAGGUGAGGACCAUCACCACCAGGUCUAAUUCCAUCAAGCAGGGCAAGGACCAGCACUUCCCUGUCUACAUGAACGAGAAGGAAGACAUACUCUGGUGCACUGAGAUGGAGAGGAUCUUUGGCUUCCCAGUCCACUAUACGGACGUGUCCAACAUGAGCCGACUGGCAAGGCAAAGGCUCCUGGGCAGAUCCUGGAGCGUCCCGGUUAUCCGCCACCUGUUUGCACCACUCAAAGAUUACUUUGCCUGUGUUUGA